AUGCGUCUGCAGUUCAUCUUGAUCGUUGCUUUGGCCAGUCUCCACUCAAGCUGGGACGUUGCGGCUGCCGCCACUGAAUCCAAGGCAACUUCCACGCCAACAAGUGCUGAGCGCUUCGACAAGAGGUUUUUGAGAUUACACAUGAAGGGCGACGAAGACGAAGAGGACGACGAGAGGGGGCUCUACGAUGCUAUUGAAAGAGCCCUCGCUAAGACCAAGAUCCCAGGCUGGCUAUACCACAAGAAGCCUGGCUAA
Molecule: messenger RNA, 255 nt
Organism: Phytophthora sojae
Lineage: Eukaryota; Oomycota; Peronosporomycetes; Peronosporales; Peronosporaceae
Exons: 1
Coding region: 1-255 (84 amino acids)
Source: RefSeq, a predicted model, not a curated record